Messenger RNA from Phyllopteryx taeniolatus (common seadragon), 9284 nucleotides. It is a transcript of the gene adcy3a, whose product is annotated as adenylate cyclase 3a. Bases 703 to 4077 code for a protein of 1124 amino acids. Lineage: Eukaryota; Metazoa; Chordata; Actinopteri; Syngnathiformes; Syngnathidae. Gene Ontology annotation, molecular function: adenylate cyclase activity. Gene Ontology annotation, biological process: cAMP biosynthetic process; adenylate cyclase-activating G protein-coupled receptor signaling pathway; intracellular signal transduction. The record is from RefSeq and is a predicted model, not a curated record. Gene Ontology annotation, cellular component: plasma membrane. The transcript has 21 exons.
AACACACACAACAAAUGAAUUCAUGCCGAGGCUACUUUCUCUGCUGUACUUCUUUAUUCCCAGCAGACUGUGGCUAAAAUGUGUUGGCUGUUGUGAUUACCGUCAUUGACAGCCACGUAUAUAUAUCAUAUAUAUAUAUAUCUAUAUAUAUAUAUAUAUAUGGAGAAAGGAUAGCACCCGAAAUCUGGCUUUACGUACGGACAUGUGAGGUGUGACUAUGGAAGGCCAACAUGCAAAAUACUGUCCAUGCCAGUGGAAUGAUUGGCGACAGGAGCUCAUGCAAACAUCUGCCCAGGGGACGUCAACUUCGAUUCAACCGCUCGGACUGGGUGCAUUACUGUGGAGAGCCGCUAUGGAAAUGAGACCGUGAAGCAGUCACGUUGCAGAUGCUGAAUGAGGAAAAAGACAAUCUCUGGAUCAUGUUGUGGAAGAGGCGUGCCCACUUUGUGGAUAUGACACAGGACUGAGCCAAACAACAGCAUUCCGUGGAGUGAGCACAAAUGCCGCAAUGUAAGCAAAUGUCUCUCUAGUGUCAGUCCUACAAGACAAUCGACAUCUGGAAAGGAUUUCCGUACACAUAUGCGGAUCCAAAGGGGAUGUAGAGGCAAGCUGAUGAAGCAUCCAAUCGGAAUUGGAUCGGUGCCUGUGUGAAAACCAUUGGGUUCCAAGUUGCAGAGAACCGGCAGGGAGCUCCAACACUAAAUGUCCAUUAUGCCUCGGAACAGAGCCUUCUCGGAGCCCGAGUAUUCUGCUGAGUAUUCCGCGGACUGUUCAGUGACUCUGCCCUCUGACCCUGGGCAGGCUGUCGGGCGAACACACGAGGUCACGGUGAGGAGCUCAGGAUGCUGCCUUUGCCUGCCUCGUUUCAUGCGCCUCACCUUUGCGCCAGAGUCCCUGGAGAACCUCUACCAGACCUACUUCAGGCGUCAAAGACACGAAACCUUACUGGUGCUGGUUGUGUUUGCGGCUCUCUUCGACAGCUACAUCAUUGUUAUGUGUGCGGUGGUCUACACUAGUGACAAGCUGGCAUCUGUUCUUGUGGCGUCCGCCGGGCUGCUAGCAGACAUCGUCCUCUACCUGCUGUGCCGCUUCGGGCUGCUGCCAGAUCGCAUAUCAAGGCGAGUGGUACCCUACGCCCUGUGGGUGCUCAUCGCGGCCCAAAUAUUCUGCUACCUGGGUUUGAACUAUGCCCGCUUUCACCAGGCCAGCGACACAGUGGGCUGGCAGGCUUUCUUCAGCUUCUCCUUUUUCCUGACUCUGCCUUUGAGGUUGACUCCCAUCGUGCUUAUCACGACCGUCACCUGCGGGGUUCACACCCUGGUUCUGGGUGUCACCAUCGCCCAGCAGCAGCAGGAGGACAUCCAGGGGGCAGCACUUGGCAGACAGCUCCUGGCCAACAUUGUGAUCUAUGUUUGUGCUAUCACCGUGGGUGUCAUGUCGUAUUACAUGGCAGAUCGGAAGCACAGAAAGGCUUUUCUUGAGGCAAGACAAUCCCUCGAAGUCAAACUCAACCUGGAGGAGCAAAGCCAACAACAGGAACGCCUGCUGCUGUCCAUCCUUCCCAAACACAUAGCUGAUGAGAUGCUGCAGGACAUGAAGAAGGAGCCCAGUCAGAAAGAGAUGCAACAGUUUAACACCAUGUACAUGUACAGACAUGAAAAUGUCAGUAUUUUGUUUGCAGAUAUCGUGGGCUUUACCCAGCUGUCAUCAUCAUGCAGCGCUCAGGAGCUGGUCAAGCUGCUCAAUGAACUUUUUGCUCGGUUUGACAAACUAGCUGCAAAAUAUCACCAGUUGAGGAUCAAGAUCCUAGGAGACUGUUACUACUGUAUUUGUGGGCUGCCAGACUACAGGGAGGACCAUGCUGCCUGUUCCAUCAUGAUGGGCCUUGCCAUGGUUGAGGCCAUCUCGUAUGUGCGCGAGAAAACACAAACAGAUGUUGACAUGCGAGUUGGAGUGCACAGCGGUACAGUCUUGGGGGGAGUGCUUGGUCAGAAACGUUGGCAAUAUGACGUGUGGUCCACUGAUGUCACUGUAGCCAACAAGAUGGAGGCUGGAGGAAUACCAGGUCGUGUCCACAUCUCGCAAACCACCAUGGAAUGUCUUCACGGAGAGUUUGAAGUUGAACCAGGGAAUGGAGGUGAGCGCUGUGACUAUCUGAGGGAGAGAGGACUGGAGACCUACCUAGUCGUUGUUUCCAAAGGACCUGUGGGAAAAAACGGCAUCAACAGUGUAAAACUAUCUGUAACUUCGUCUGAUGGAAACUCCCCCCUGCUGAUUAACACCACCGAGUGUAAUGGUAGCAUGAGCACAGCCUGCACCACACCAGAGGAACCUGAAGAACUGGACACAAGGGUGGUAAACCCUUCUUUCCCAAAUCCUCGCCGAAGGCUGCGGCUGCGGGACCUGGCGGAAAGGGUGAUUGAUGCCCAAGAGAACGAACAGGAGCUCAACAAACUGCUAAAUGAGGCUCUGUUGGAGCGAGAGACGGUCCAAGCUUUGAAGGGGAAGCACACAAACCGUCUCUCCCUGAGGUUUGUUGACGCAGACUUGGAGACUCGCUACUCGGUGGAGAAGGAGAAGCAGAGUGGAGCUGCCUUCUGUUGCUCCUGCGUGGUGCUGCUCUUCACUGCUGCCAUGGAGGCCCUCAUAGAUCCCAGGUUGAUUGCAAACUACAUCACUUUUGCAGUGGGAGAAGUCCUCCUCCUUAUCCUGACAAUCUGUUCAUUGGCCGCCAUCUUCCCCAGGGUUUUUCCAAAGAAACUUGUUGAUUUCUCAACUUGGAUUGACCACACUCGUUGGGCUCGUAACACCUGGGCCAUGGCAGCCAUCUUCAUACUUACCAUGGCUGACAUUGUUGAUAUGCUGAGCUGCCUGGCUCAAGGUCCUAAAUCAGUCAGCACCUCUGUGGCAUCCCCUUCCUCCUCGUCCACCUGGUCUAGCCCUGAAGGUUGUCUGAACAACCCCAAAUAUUAUAACUACAUUGCUGUACUAGCGCUUAUGGCCACCACCAUGCUGGUUCAAGUUAGUCACAUGGUCAAGCUCACACUGAUGCUGCUUAUCACAGUAGCUACCGGUGUGGUUAAUAUAUACAGCUGGAGGGACAUCUUUGACCGCUAUGACAUGGCCCGCUUUCAGGAUUACAGGUCAUAUCUCGUGCCCUCCAAGUUGACCAUGACAAUUAUGAUCUUCAUUAUGAUGGUCAGCUUUUAUUAUUUCUCUCGACAUGUGGAGAAGCUUGCUCGGACCCUAUUCCUGUGGAAGCUUGAGGUUCAUGAGCAGAAGGAGAAGGUAUAUGAGAUGAGGCGAUGGAAUGAAGCGCUGGUGACCAACAUGCUUCCUGAACAUGUUGCUCGACACUUCCUGGGCUCAAAAAAAAGAGAUGAGGAGUUGUACAGCCAGUCAUACGAUGAGAUCGGAGUCAUGUUUGCCUCCAUCCCAAAUUUCUCCGACUUCUAUACGGAGGAGAGCAUCAAUAAUGGAGGCAUUGAAUGCUUACGCUUCCUCAACGAGAUCAUCUCAGACUUUGACAGUCUGCUGGACGAGCCUCAGUUUCGCUGCAUCACAAAAAUCAAAACCAUCGGAAGCACCUACAUGGCAGCAUCAGGUGUUACUCCUGAUGUUAACAAUGGGUACACCUGUAUGAAGAAGGAGGAGCAGUCGGACAAAGAGCGCUGGCAGCACCUGGCAGACCUGGCGGACUUUGCGCUAGCCAUGAAGGUUACGCUCAUGAACAUAAACUACCAGUCAUUUAACAACUUCAUGCUACGAAUCGGUCUGAAUAAGGGAGGAGUUUUAGCGGGAGUGAUUGGUGCGCGCAAACCUCACUAUGACAUCUGGGGAAACACAGUGAAUGUUGCCAGUCGUAUGGAGUCUACAGGGGUGAUGGGAAACAUUCAGGUGGUGGAGGAUUGCUACAACAUUCUCAAAGAGUAUGGCUUCCGCUUUGUGAGGAGGGGACCUAUCUUUGUGAAGGGAAAAGGGGAGCUCCUCACUUACUUUCUGAAGGGAAGGGACAAACAAGGUUCCUUUCUAAAUGGCUCUUCAGUCACACUUCCACAUCAAGUUGUGGACAGUUAAACCCAAAAAUUAACGUAAUAACAGCAAACGAAUGCUAAAUUCAGAGAGGUUGUGGAAAGAACAUUUGAAUGAGAAGUCAUUUGCCUUGAAACCAUGAAAUGCCCUCAUACCCUUGACACUGCCUACACGUUUCUGUGGAAUCACAUCUUUUUGCAGGCUCUGCUGUAGACAAUGUUGAUAACUCCAAUUAAAUUCUGCGGACAUGCUUAAACAGAGAUCUUUGUCAACAGGUCGUUCAUUACUGGAGAUGUUUUCACCUCGAUGGGAACCAAUUCCUUCUUUUGACGCCAGUAGAGAGGAUGUAUUUGUAAUUCAGUGUCAUGGUGAACUAGAUUUGUUUGUUAUGGGAUGGGAUACUGCUGGAUUGGAAUUCUGGAUUUACUUCUGUGUGAAAAUGUACAUAAUAUAUAAUUAUGUACCAGUACUAUAAACAUUUGGCUCUUCAUUCAAGUGAUAACCGUAAUUUCUCGUGUAUAAUGCGCAUUUCCCCCCCCCCCCCCAAAAAAAAAUGUCAAAAGUCAAUAGUGUGCAUUAUACAUGGGUAUAAAGGAAAAUGGGCGAAAAAAUUCACAUUUUAUAAAUGUAUGCCGCCACCUAGAGGUUAUGAAAAAGGUGUGGCCUACACUUUCACUCCAAUAUGACCGGGGUACGUAUGUAUGACUGCAUAUAUAUACAGUUGUGCUCAUAUGUUUACAUACCCUGGCAGAAUAUGUGAAAUGUUUCUUUUUUUAAAUAUGACUGAUGACCGAACAACAACCAUCAUUAAUUUCUUUAUGGUUAUGUUUUGUUUAAUGAUAAGGCUUUUCUGAAAUGCUUGACCGUUUAAUUUCAUCCAUCCAUCCAUCCAUCCAUUUUCUGAGCUGCUUCUCCUCGCAAGAGUCGCGGGCGUGCCGGAGCCUAGCCCAGCUAUCAUCGGGCAGGAGGCGGGGUACACCCUGAACUGGUUGCCAGCCAAUCGUAGGGCACAUAUAAACAACCAUUUGCACUCAAAUUCACAUCUACAGGCAAUUUAGAGUUGUCAAUGCAUGUUUUUUGGGAUGUGGGAGGAAACCGAAUUGCCCGGAGAAAACCCACGCAGGCACGGGGAGAAGAUGCAAACUCCACACAGGCGGGGCCGAGGAUUGAACCCCGGUCCUCAGAAAUGUGAGGCAGACGGCCGCCGUUUAAUUUCAAUCCCAUUAAAAUAAAAUUAAGUGUGUUUCGCCUGGCCUUUCAUGUUUUCUUUAAAGAAUUGUACCCAUCUUACAAAUUAUGCCUAGGUAAUCAAACAUAUGAGCACAACUGUGUGUUUCUAAUUUACUAAAUAAAAGUAGGGCUGUGAAUUUCAAAAUAAGAAUAAGUAAAUAAAAAAGAAAAAAUUACGUGUUCAAAUAAAGUGCUUAACGUCAGAAGAAUUUUUUGAAAAAAAACAACAAAAUACAGCUAAUACUUCGUUUUAAUCUCGUGGGUAGAAGGAAAAUCAUGCACUGUAAAAAUGCAUUAUACAUGGGUAGAAGGGUUUUCCAGAAUUUUGAGGUCAACUUUGGGGGUGCGUAUUAUACAUGGGUGCGCAUUAUACAUGAGAAAUUGUGGUGAAUAAUUGAGGUAAUGGUGAUGAAAUAUGCAGACAGAAAUACUAAAUGCAAGAAAGGUGUGAUUUCUAAAAACAAAAAACAUAGACUGGAAUCACACUGUGACUUUUAUGUGCUAUGCGCCUUUAAGAUAAAACUAUCUACACUUAGUAUACAAAAAUAUUUGACCUGAAGCGAGCUGUCCUGGGGAGCGGGGGCAUUCAUGGGUGUGUAUGAUAGUGUGUGUCUGUAUUGCUCAAUUUCCUCAGUCAAUGGAUUGUUUCCCCAUGCUCUUGGCUGGAGAAUAGGUUAGCUCAGUCAGUAAUCUCCUGUCCUCUCUGCUCAUGGAUCUCUAAAGCACACUUACACUGCUGGCCUGGGCCAUGAAUAAUAGGUAAAACUGUGUUUGUUUUUUUGGACCGAGUGAAGCCACACAGCAGAGAUAUGUUUUACGCAUUGUGGGUAGAUAGAAGUGCCUAUCACAGAUGUGAUCACAAAAUUUUAGAUGAAGGAUUCCACUAUUCCAAGUCCGCUAGUCCUGUCCAUUGACUGUGCUUUUAAAGGAUAAAUGCAGUUUAUUAUGACAGCGUUGGUUUUUGUUCUACCAAUUUGAUAAACAUAUACAGUGAGCUUUGUAAACUAGUCCCCACACUAUCAGAAACAGAUGAGGGCUGUUAUGACUGUGAAAACUAUAUAAUUGUUUAAUCGCCCCAUCAUAUUUUUAUAUAUACACAAUAAAUUGAUGGAUAACUAGUUUUGAAAACAUAAGGAUAAGUUUGUACAGCUAUUGUUCAAGUUACUGUAAAGAGGGUUUUGGUAACAAAAAUUGACUGCAAUAUCUCAAUGUUAUUAUUAAUUACAUAUGACAAUUUGAAAUUUUGGUACAGAUUUCAGCAAGAAUCAUGGAGGCUGGCAGACAAAAUUUGCUUUUACAGGUCACAUACAAUGAUGUGGCGGGCUGGAUCUGGCCCCCAGGCCUUGAGUUUGACACCUAUAAAAUAAGGCUUCCAAAUGGGAAUUUCCUUAAAAUGGGAAGAAUAAACCAAAUACAGUAAAUAUAAAAGAAAUGCAAACAAAAGGUUUGAGUGAGAAGAUUGUGAGUUGGUGCAUCAAUCUUGUUAAAUGUCUUUUUCAAAAAUAAUGUAUAAAAAAUCUGAACCAAUAUUAUUCACACUUGUUCUUGUUUGGAAACACAAUAUCUGUUUGCCUGGUUAUCGUCACCACUUUCUUACUUCACUGAAAAACCACUUGCAGCACUCACAAAGCUGGACUGAAUAAGCGAAUUGGCUGAGUUGUCACACGGAAGAAGGUAUAGAGCAUGCGAUAUGUCCAUUUUUGGUGUGCUCGACCGUUUAAUCAGCUGGCCAAUUUAAUCAGCUGAUAGCCCUUUUCGGAUUGGAAAAAAAUCUGAUGAUUUUAUUUUUACACAUUUCAACAUAAAACAAAAAUCAUGAAAAUCAAAUGAAGAUAGAAAUCUGUAAAAAAUGGAAAAUAGAUCAGCCUUUUUUUCCAAAUGUUUCGCUCUGUUGUAAAAUGAAACAAAUGCUAAAGAACAAAGUAUUGUAAAACUCAAAUAUUUUGCCGUUAAUUCCUAUCUUUAUUGUAAGUGUUAAGGGACCAAAAAAAAGAAGUUAUUUGAUUUCUUAUAUAUUUUUAAAUUAAUUGGUUAUCGGAAUUUUAUUCUGACAAAAAGCUGUGCAGGUUAACAAACAAAAAAAAAAUUCCCCUCAAAGUUGGGUUGGUUAAAUUUAUCAAAGCACUUGUCAAAAUCUGAAAUAGGUCCGGCUCCAUACAGAAAGACGCCUGGUUCCGUAUCGGGAUUGCAGUCUGCCUAUUGAUCAACUCUGGUUUAGAUCAUCAAUGUUACUUUUUUUCUGUGUGUGAAUAAUAUCCCUGUCAUUUGGGGAAUCUGAAAAAAACAAGAGCCACGCAGUAAUAAGCUAUAUUUCCUUUAACAUCAUGGCAAGGAUAUGGACAAGAAUCUCAUUCAGCGGGACAAAAUAAGUCAACUGAAUGUGUUUCCACUAUUUCCACCUGUUAUUAUUUUGAGCUCUAUAUCUGGAUGUGGAUUCCAGAUUUCUGGUGUUGUGCUUACACCCGAAUACUUAACAGGUGGAAAUGUGAUCUCAUCUAUUUGAAAUAAUUGGCUACCCUCUGUGUUUCCUUUUUGUUUUGACCAGUGAUGUAAAUAACUACAGUACUUUAAAUAUUAGACCGCUGGCAAACAAACAUUUGAACCACUGGUGGAAAAUAAUGUAAUAAUACUAACAAGGGUACAAUUCGGAGGUACCUGCACUUUACUUGAGUAUUGAAAUUUAUUUGUGCCAUUUAUCUACUUUAGAUUCUCUCCAUAAAUUUGACAGCUUUAGUUACUUCUCAGGUCAAAAUUGUACACAAAAGCAUUCAUUGUACACACAAUAACAUCUUUUUGUCUAAGUAGUCUUCUUUGUGACCUCUUUAACAGAAUGUGUAUUGUUCCUGUCAUGUUUAAUUUAUUAAGAUGUCCUGUAAUAAUGAUAUUUCCACUUAUGUUUUAUAAUAUUGACAUAAUAAAAUAGGACAACCCAAGGUUUGACACACACUAAAACAAAAAAGUUGGUUUUAUGCAAAGUAAAGUACUUCAAAUUAUCUUUGCCUGAAGCAGUCUUUUUGGGAAGAUUUCAGGCAAAACCAGUACAUACAGUAUGACAUUAACCACCAGUCCAGUUUUACUGAAGAAAAUAUUCUAAGUGCUGUACUUUUACCACAAAUAACUUCAUGUAUUUCACAGAGAACCUUUUGCUGUAAGUUUGUCAAUAUUUAAAAUUUGCAAGAAAAUGAAAACAUUUCUGCGACCUUCAAUAGGACAAAUGAGUCAGCAAGCACGUGCAGUGUUUAAAACGUGUUUGCAAAGAUGAGAACGUCCUUCUCCAUGAAGUUGCCAUUUUAGAUGUACAAGGUAUAUCAUGGCAGCAAAAAAACAGGAGAGUUAGUAAACGUAAAUUUUGAGUCAAUGUGUUUAGGAAACCUCUGCUGUAGAAUGGGAUCAAAGUGCAAUAGUGUCUUCUACAAACCUUGACAUGCUCUUUUAAGAAAAGGUUAAGUCAUUCCUUGCCCUUUAAUUCAUAUUUUUAUAAUGUCAUGUGAAAUUGUGCUCAAUUUAAAAGAAGAGAUUGUGUGUUGUACAUAAGAGUCAAAACAGUAUUUAUGGUUCAGAUGAAUUUAUUACCAACAACUGGGACAGUUUUUAUGUGUGGAAGUGCCAAUGAUCAUGAAAUAACUGGAUAUUAAAGCCAAAACAUGGAUUUGAGAUUGUUUCCUUAUUUGUAUUUUUAAAAGGAUCUGUGAAACAAAAUAGCACUUUAAAUACUGUGUUGAUUCCAAAUUUUACAUUGCAACUUCUACAACUCCAGCAAAUAGCACCAAAAGACGACAGUACAUAGAUUUCCCCAAGUGGUUCUAGUCACCCUUCAUGUCCUAAUUUUCUCUGACUUGACCCUUGACUUGAUAGCAAUGAGCCAAUUGUUGUUUCCCGAUUGAUUUAUAUUGUAGACAUCUAUCACUUAUUUUGAUCCCGAGAUUGCUUUUUCAUUUGAAGUACUUCUACUGUUACUGUAAGUCGAUGUUUCCUUGUUCAUUUCAGUUGUCAUAAUAAAGUGAGUUGAUUUUUUUUCUAAA